This is a messenger RNA of Acaulospora colombiana, 1419 nucleotides long. NCBI's taxonomy places the organism in Eukaryota, Fungi, Glomeromycota, Glomeromycetes, Diversisporales, Acaulosporaceae. The record is from the annotation of a GenBank genome assembly.
AACUUGAUUUUCAAGUAUCUUCAAAAUGUUUGUAUCGGAAGCAAUGCAGUGUCUAGCCUUUACCUCGUCUCAAUUUCCUCUAAUGUUUUUGUAAUUUUUAUUCGCGUUGAUUUAGAAAACAAGGGUGCAGAUAUGGGAUUCGACGAAUUCAUGAAUCUUGUACUCGAUAACUCGGAAGAGGUGAACACCAAGAAAAAGACGCGGAAGGCAUUAGCGUCGCUUAAUUUUUCCGCGAGCAACGCGCGCGUAAAGGCACUAUUAAAAUCUUCUCCGACUCAUAAAACAGUUCGUGAAGCAGCUCCGCACGAACGGAAACUGUUUACCCUCGUCGAGGAGCUUGGUACAACUCCAAGGGUUACGAAAUUUUCGAAUUCCAUAAGAGAGGAAUUAGAGCAGCCCACCCCUUUACGCGGACCGGAUCCUGUGACAGUCGACAAGCUGCUGCGAGCUGCGAAUGAUGCUAAAGAACAAAUAGAAUUAUUGGCACAACGUCAUGAAGAAAUAACUUCUUCAAUAGACAGUCUGGAAUCUAUAAUGGAAAAGCAAAGAAUAAAACUAGAAAAAGUCAAGAUAGCCGAACGGGUAAAAGGUAUGGAUCACGGAACGGCAAAUGAUGAAACUUUAAAUAUAACGAAUGAAAAGGCGUCUAAAUUUGACGAUGAAAUCCGACACCAUGAGAUGGAAAUCCUCGCAUUGGACAUGUUGAAACAGGAAUAUAUAAAUAAGAUUAAUUCUCUCAAUGACGAAUUGGAAGAACAAAAACGCAAAGAAGCAGAAGAAAUUGAAUUAAACCAACGCCUGGGAAGCUUAGUAUUGAAUGAAGAAUCAGACGAGAUUGACGAAUUUGAUGAAUUAGUGACAAAUCAAGAUGUGAUCGAUCGCAUGAAACUUCUUGAAUUCAAACGGGAGAUCCUAUUGGAACUAGAUACGCAACUUGAAGAACUAGAAGAAAUCGCAUCUCAAAAAGUGGAUGAUAGUGAAUUUGGUCGUUUGAAAUUCAAAAUCCAAAGUAUUUUGAAGAGGACAGAUAUGGUCGAUACGAUUUCAACGCUUGAACAACUUCUGGAAGACCAUCAAAAUGGUUCGCUAUUAGAAUUUGAUAUCGACAUUAUAAAUGAAAUCAGUAGUACAUUAAUAGAAAGUGUCGCUGAAGCAGUUGAAAAACGUGAUAUUUAUCUGGAUAAAUCAAUACCAAUGCCGUCUCAGCAAAUGGUUCUCUGUGCAAUUAUAUUGCAGAUUCUUCGUGAUGCUGGUGGUGAAUUGCCUCUUGCUGAUCUUAAAGAAAGGAUCGGACAAUCUGCACGAGAGAAAGGAUGGAAGGAUUCUGAUGGGAUCAACGCACUUUAUAUCCUCGUUGCUAAUUUCCUUGUGACUUUUAAUCAUUCUAGAAAGGGUUGCCCGGUUACAGCUCACGUGUGA